Messenger RNA from Scedosporium apiospermum, 567 nucleotides. RefSeq lists its product as uncharacterized. The transcript has 5 exons. Bases 1 to 567 code for a protein of 188 amino acids. The record is from RefSeq and is a predicted model, not a curated record. NCBI's taxonomy places the organism in Eukaryota, Fungi, Ascomycota, Sordariomycetes, Microascales, Microascaceae.
AUGGACAUCGGUAACGAGGACAAGAGCGUUAUCCUAGUCGACAGCAAGGCAGCAACCCAGAAGGCUAGUAACAACGCCAACCCCGAUGACGCAAGCGAGCCCAAUGACUAUGACCUGCUCACUAAAGUCAUCCAAGGUAUCGACAAGCAAGUCGGGGAGCUUGAGGCCAAGAAAGACAUGAUCGCCGAUGCUCAGAUAGCCACGGGGCCGGUGCUGGCACAGGUCUGCUAUGCAGUGGCCGUGAACGCUGCAGAAGAUUGGCCCUGGACAGCCCUUGCGCCCAUUGUUCUGGGCAGGAGGUUCGUCGACCAGAAUACUCUUGAGAACAAGAAGCCUAAGCAGAAUCUAACAGGCUAUGCCGCUGUGCGGGUCAAGGACCUGAUCAAGGUCCAUCGUGAUUACCCGCAGCAGCAGCACGCUCCUAAGAAGAGCGGGCCUGCCAUGGGAGGCGUGGCGGCCGGUGCGGUGCUGGGUGUUGGUGUGGGGUUGAUUGGUAGUGUGUUGGUUACUGAUGUGACUUAUGUUGUGGAUGGACGAAAUCAUGACUUUGGCGGUGGUGGUGAUUAG